Messenger RNA from Xylaria bambusicola, 2940 nucleotides. RefSeq lists its product as uncharacterized. Gene Ontology annotation, biological process: diterpenoid biosynthetic process. Gene Ontology annotation, molecular function: magnesium ion binding; terpene synthase activity. The record is from RefSeq and is a predicted model, not a curated record. The coding region runs from base 1 to 2940 and encodes 979 amino acids. Lineage: Eukaryota; Fungi; Ascomycota; Sordariomycetes; Xylariales; Xylariaceae. The transcript has 5 exons.
AUGCGAACCGAGAUAUCUUUAUCAGCAUGGCUUCAGAAAGGAGAGGAUUGUUUCGCACAUGAUGCUGCAUCUAUGUUCCUGGAUCUAUCGAGAGAACUUUCAAAAAAGAAUCCUAUUGGAUCUUUCUCACCAGCUGUCUACGAUACGGCCUGGCUGGCUCGCAUUUCGACUAGGGAUGGUGAGCCUAGGUGGCUAUUUCCGCAAUGCUUCCAGUAUCUCUUGAAGACGCAAGAUGAAUCAGGUGGUUGGCUGAUUGCAGGCUCGGAGACAAAUAAUAUAUUGAACACAAUGGCUGCAAUUAUGGCUUUGAGAGAUCACGAGGUGCGCUCGGAUAUAUCGCCUUGCCCAGUUGUACCAGACCUUUCAGCACGUAUCAUGAGGGCCAAAAAAUACCUCGAAAGGAUCCUUGGGGAGUGGGAUGUGUCAGCAACAACUCAAGUUGGCUUCGAAAUCUUAGUCCCAUCUAUGCUCGAGAGUCUGGAGAAAGCCGGUCUACCCCUGAAUUUUACAGGUCAGGAGAUUCUCAUGGCAAUGCAUCAACAGAAAAUGUCAUCUGUUCAACUGGAUGUGAUAUACACUAAUCACAAAACAACUUUACUACAUUCUCUUGAAGCCUUCGUCGGGAAAAUUGAUUUUAGCCGUGUAUCUCAUCAUAUCGACGAGCAUGGGUCAAUGAUGGCAUCCCCGGCGGCUACCGCUGCCUACCUCAUGCAUUGCACAAACUGGGAUAAGGCGGCAGAGCAAUAUCUACGCCACGUUGUGAUGUAUGGUAGUGGCAAAGGAACAGGGGGGGUUCCAAGCGCAUUCCCAACAUCAAUAUUUGAAACAUCUUGGCACAAGAAAGCACAAGAAAGCACAAGUACGAUCCGCUCCUACUUGAAAUCUCAGCUGGAUUCCUGCCAAGGUAUUGUAGGAUGGGAUUCUAAUGUAUUGGCCGAUGCCGACGACACAGCCAAGACCAUUUUGGCUCUCCAUUUACUGGGCUCACUAGCUGAUCCAGCAGCGAUGAUCGAGCAAUUUCAAUUCAAUGGACAUUUCCAGACAUAUAAGCAUGAGCGAAAUCCUUCCCUAAGCGCCAAUUGCAACGUUCUUGAUGCACUUCUCCAUACUCCGAGUCCAGAAGAGUAUUUAAGCGAGAUCAAAGAACUAACUGCGUUCAUUUGCGAAAUGUAUUGUUCAGGACAAGUUCUCGAUAAAUGGAAUGCUUCAGAGUACUAUUCCACCAUGCUUAUUUCCCAGGUACUUGUGAAGCUAUUACAGGCCUGGGAUAAUGGUGCUUUGUCUAGUUUACCAGAAGACUUAACUUCCUAUCAGCUACCUGCCAUCUUGCUCCGGAUCGCUAUUCAUACUAUACAAGCGCAGCAUCCUGAUGGGUCGUGGCGCCUAGGGAACCCCGAAAACGCUUCUCCAUCACCUCAGAUCACUGCAUACGCAGUGCUAGCAUUGAAAACGCUCAUCGCUUUGCCUUGGCUAGCCAGAUUUCAGAUGAGAGUGCAAGAAGCCAUUGAUAGAGGAACGGCGUACAUUCGAACGAAUAUGAGCUCAAGGCUCGACCACGAGACUAUCUGGGUCGAGAAGGUCACCUAUGCACUACCUCCGGUUUCUCGAGCUUAUUGUGUAGCUGCUCUUUGCCCACUCAUAUCCUGUCAGUGGAAAGCCAGAGCUUUGGGAAUAGCUGAAACCAAUGUUCACAAGGUGGAAAAUCUAGCAAUGUUCUUUUCUCAAUUGCCGCUAUUCUCCGAGGACCAGAUAUGGGAGUUAGAAGCUGAUGUAACUUUGGGAUUCCUAUAUCAGCCUAAGCUGCGACGUGCCAGCUCUCGCAUUUUCCCCCAACGGAAUGACGUGACGUACUACAAAUACCUUGAAUACAUACCCUUCACAUGGAUUGCAACAAAUCGAAGAAACCAAUAUCCGCUGUCCAACAAUCAGCUUUGGGAGUUAAUGAUGAUUGCAGUUCUAGAUUAUCAGCUGGAUGAAUUUAUGGAAACUGUCUUCGAUGGCGACGAAUCAGCUGAGAACAUAGCGGCUAUUAGGAAGUUGGUAAAACAACUAUGUGACAUUGGUUUAGAUGAAUCAUCGCCUAAGAACAGUGGGGUGACGACGAGGACUCCAGGAGAAGAUGCUGAUGAGAGAGACUCCCAGGACAAUUACCGCGACGAAACUAAUAGGGGCAUCACCACAAAGAAAGGUGACCGUAGUGAAAUACUUGACUCGAUUACAUUGGAAACAAUCAAGUCAGUGUUAUACCAUUUCACUUCCUACAUAUGCCAGCAUGACGCCGUUGCCAUGGCACCUGACCAUAUUCAGAAAAAUGUGCGUAAUGAAUUGUCAAAGUGUAUUCUUGCACACAUAAACCAUGUGGAGGAUAAUUAUCACUUUGCGUCUGAGUUAUCACAGCCACACUGUGAAAAGUCUUUAUCAGCAACCAAAAUUCCCAAGUUUGAAUCCCCACGUGAAACUUAUCAUUCCUGGAUAAGCACGACGGGCGCUGACGACACACAUGCACCUUUCACAUUCCAAUUCUUCGUGUGUGUUGCAGCGUGCACAACAGGUGGCGCAUUUUUCCAAGGUGUACGCCAACACUAUCUAUCUAGUGCAGCUAGUAGGCACCUUGCGAAUCUUUGUCGCCAAUACAACGAUUAUGGUUCAGUAUCACGAGACCAAGCCGAGAAAAAUUUGAACAGUCUAAACUUCCCAGAGUUCCAUGAGGCUGGGAGGUACAAUCAAGAAAGGAAUGAGGCUACGAUGAAGAAUGACCUAUACUUUAUAGCACAGUAUGAGCGUCAAUGCCUCAAUCAUACGAUGCAGUCUCUGGGCGCGGAAAUGGUAUCUGGUCAUCGAGGUACUUGGAAGCUUCGGGCUCUGAAAGUUUUCGUAGAUACGGUGGACUUGUACGGGCAAAUGUACAUAGCAAGGGACGUUACUCCUCGUGUAAAGUAA